This is a messenger RNA of Ruditapes philippinarum (Manila clam), 5892 nucleotides long. Its product is annotated as E3 ubiquitin-protein ligase KCMF1-like. The record is from RefSeq and is a predicted model, not a curated record. The transcript has 7 exons. Gene Ontology annotation, biological process: synaptic signaling. NCBI's taxonomy places the organism in Eukaryota, Metazoa, Mollusca, Bivalvia, Venerida, Veneridae. Gene Ontology annotation, cellular component: plasma membrane. Gene Ontology annotation, molecular function: zinc ion binding. The coding region runs from base 197 to 1795 and encodes 532 amino acids.
CUUUCGGCGUGAUUAUCCGUGACGUCAUUUUUUCCACCAUAAGAUGAGAAAAUCCAACCACAACAAGAAACCUAACCAAUAAAUCGCACAACAGGCUAGCAUAGAAGCUAACUUACUUCCAUAUAUGACUUCUAGACAUAUUGUAGAUAAUUCAUUAUAGAAGAAUAUAUCAAUUCUGUGAAGCCGUUUGGCUAGAAUGUCCCGUCAUGAGGGUGUUAGCUGUGAUUCCUGUUUGAAAAGUAAUUUCCGAGGGAAGAGAUACAAAUGUUUGAUAUGUUAUGAUUACGACUUGUGUGCAACAUGUUACGAGGCCGGUGCAACCACUACUCGCCACACAACUGAUCAUCCUGUACAAUGUAUCAUCACUAGAUCAGAUUUCGAUAUAUUUUAUGGUGGUGAAGCUUUAACUGCUGAGCAACCACAGGCUUUUUCUUGUCCAUAUUGUUCUAAAAUGGGGUAUACUGAGGCUUUAUUACAGGAACAUGUAACAGCAGAACAUGCUGAUACUUCAGUAGAAGUGGUUUGUCCUAUAUGUGCUUCUUUACCUGGUGGUGAUCCUAAUCAUGUUACAGAUGACUUUGCUGCACAUCUGACGUUAGAGCAUAGAGCUCCAAGAGAAUUCGAGGAACCAACUGGUAUUCGUCAUGUGAGAAGAAUUCCACAUCCAGGUCGGGGUGUGAGCGGUACACGAACAAGGCGUGCAACAAAUAUGCACUUUUCCUCUGGUGGGAAUACCUUGACAGGGUUGUCUCCAAGUGGGCGGGAAGCAAUGGACCCAAUAGCAGAGUUAUUAUCACAACUUUCGAGUGUACGGAGCCGGGCUGCAGCGGCCCAAAGUGUCACAUCACAGUUACAACAGCUUGAGAUGCAGCUGCAGACAACCAGUGUUCCUUUGAUUUUCAGGCAACAGUUGGAGCGUACUCCGAGGAGACAGGCAGAUGCGGCCAAAACAACAGCAGCUGCUGGGGUAACAGCUAAUGCUGAUAGCCAGGCUGCUGCAAGCACUGGAAACAAUAACAAUUCUAGUUCAAAUUCCUUGUAUCUUCUUUCAAGAUGUACAGAACCUGUGAUAGAUGAAAGUUCUACAGAAAUACAACAAGAACGAUCCAACCGUAGCUUGUUUGUUCAGGAGCUGCUUCUGUCUACUCUAACAGAACAAUUACAAAUCAAUGAUAAUACGUUAGAAAAUAUUGAUAAACUCACAGAAACAAUUGCCUCCACAUCAUUAUCAGACGGAAGUGAAAAAGUAAAUAGUGGUUCUUCUGCCCCUUCCGAAGGGUCAGAGUCAUCGGCAAAAGAAAGUGCAGUGGUUACUACAAAAAUUUCAUUAGAGUCUGUUAGUCAAAACAACGGGGGAGCGACGGGUGUAAGUAGUAAAACUAUAGGAGUUAAGACAGUUGAUAAAGCUGGUACUAAACAAAAAGCUUCAAGCAGUUUCACACCUCAAAAUGGAAAGGGGGCAACGGGGAGUCAGUCAAAUCGAGGGGUAAGGCAAAGCUCUCUUCAUUACCAAAGCCAGGGUGAACGGGAUCGACACAGUCAAACCUUGCACAGUAUGCGGCAAGGUGCGAUGAUGCAAAAUGCUGUAGAUUUGUCAAAUAAUUUAUCAUUAAAUGUAGGUAGGGGUGGUGGUUCUGGGUACGAUACAGCAGACAACCCACAGCCGUUACCAGGGAGACCAGGGUCCGCUGGGAGAGAUAGAGAUGGGCGUAUUAACCCACCUACUGCAAAGAGAAAUAUGGUGAAGCAUUUACCCGCUACAAAAGCAUCGGACCGGGAGCCACCACCUCACUGAAAACAAAACGUAUAGAGACAUAAAAAAAACACUGAUUUAUAAACAAAAUUAUGUAUAGUUGAAUUUGUUUUCCCUUUAAAUGUAUUGUGGAUUUAUAUGAUCAAUUUAUUUAUUGACCUUUAGGAAUAACACUUGGGUGCAUAUUUAGAUUUUGGACUCUUUGUGAUUGUAAGGAUAUAUUCAAACUGACUUUGUGCACAAGACUUUAAACUUCAGCCAUGUGCUUUCAUUGCUUGCUCACUUUAUUUCACAGGGGGUAGGCUGGAUUCUUAGUAUAGAGAAAGAGGCAAAAUUCCCGUGAAGUCGGGUUUUACUAUAAUUUUCAUAUUUUAUGUUAUUAUAGAUUAAAUCAUGUGUUACUUUUUACUCUCUAAUCAUAAGACAAUGUUAUUAGGAGAUACCAAGUUUGAUUAAUUCUUUAUAAUCAUUAUUUGAAGUUUCUUUAAUUUUUUCUUUGAACACUUGUUAUUUGUUUAGAAGUAAAAAAUAAUAGCAUGUGCAAUACUGCAGCAUGUGAUAGUAUCAUAGUAGAGAUAUAUAUUCCUGCAAUGUUUGGAAAGCAUUUUAGCACGAAAAGGCACACCAAAAAUUUACACCUAUUAAAUCUUUAACAAAUAAUGGUAACGUUGUUUUAACUAUAAUUUGUGAAUGUUAUAUUGUUCGUGAACAGUUUUGAUAUGUCAAAAUAAUUCUUUCAAGUUGAUUUUACUUGAUGUUUAAAGUUCUUUUUAUUUCACUUUUAUCGUUUAUAAACUCUUGUCAGGGUUCAUUUGUACCUUUGACUUGUUGAUGAGCAGGAAUUUCUGAUAAGUUUUGCAAACAAAUAUUAAAGCAAGAUGAUAGGGUAAGAAUGGUUAAUAUGCCUGCCUCACCUUGUGAGGAUCUUUCUAAUUUACACCUAUGGAACACCAUAUGGCUGCUAUGAUAGUGAUUACAAUAGGAUAAAGGUACUUGGUACAAUCGUGCUCAACAUUAUAUACAUCAUCAUAGCCAAUUUAAAGAGUAAAUAACUAAACUGAAUUCUAAACAAACCUGUAUGUUUACAUUGCAAACAACUAACAAUACUUAAUUUAUUUUUUCUAUGUAUGAGAGGCGUUAAAGUUGAAUUAAAAGACAAUGUGUAAUAUAAAUAAGGAUCAUUUUUCAUUAAAACUUUUUUUUAUGAUGAAUUUAUGUGCACACAUGUUACUACAUUUCUCUUCCAUUGUUUUAACUUAAUUCUGGGAUAUUUUUUCAUACAUUUUCCAUCUUCACUUGAUAUAUUUAAGCAGGUAUUUAGAUAACAUGUGCAUCCACUUUUACAAAUGCAUAUCCUAAUUAUCAUUUGUCUUGAUAAUUUUUUUUUUUUUUUUUGAAGUUACAUUUUCUUGUAUGAAAUAUACCCAAAUAUUCUUAAUUGUUUGCUUAUGUAUGUACAUGGUUUGUACAGUGUAAUGUGGACAAUAAUAUUUUAUCUCCCAGAAAAUUUUUAAUCUGUUGGGAUUUACCCAUUGCCAUAAAUCAUCGUUAGGAAGUACUCUUUCUUAAAUUCAUUAAAAUAAUAUAUUUGUACUGUUUAAAGGUCACAAUUAUUAUUGGUACAGUCAUUAUCAGAAACUUGUAGAUUUCUUAAUGAAUAAUAUAUGAUUAACCGACAGUGCAGUAUUGAACCAAGCAAUAGUUAGAAAAUUUUAAAAUUGAGCUAAUUUAUCCUUUUCUCAUGCUAUUUUAAAUAAUAGAUAUAUUUUUUACCUAAAAAGUAUUUUGAAAUUCAUGCAUAUGUGUUAUUACAAUGUCAUUUUGGUGUAAGACUCUCCUUUUGGUAUGUAAGAGUUUAGGUGUUGAUUGGAUACUUUACUCCUACCAUUAUGUUGACUUUAUGAUCUUAAAACUUCAAAUCAUUUAAUUGUCAUUGUUGGCAAAGUUACGAAUAUACAACAUAUAUCCUAUUUUGAACAUCUGAUAGUAAGAUCUUGUAUUUUAGACUUGAAAUUGCUAUGUAAAAAUUUUCUGCCAAAAUAUUUGCGAGUGAUUUUAAUUAAAAUUGAAAUCUUACUAACCAUUAAAUCUGAGAGUUGUCAUUCUUAUUAUUGACAUUGUAACCUGAUGUGGUGACUAGUUGAUUGAAGUUAUUGCCUGUACUCUUUUUAUUCAUGCUUCAUUGUUACAAGUUAGUCUUAAAAUUUUGUCAUAAUGCAUGAUUUAAACUCGACUUUUCUAAGUACACUGUAUUUAAAAGAGAGUGUCUUUGUAUGUAUAAUUGUAUUUUCUUUGUGGUUAAUGAUUACAGCUUUUGUAUGAAUGCAUGUUCUAAAAAAUAGCUAUUCAGUAUAAAUUCUUUCAAGUAAAAAUCAGUUUGAAUUAAUUCGGUUUCAACAAAGGCAAGCUUGUAACCCCUGUCCUGCACAUUCUUGUAGCUUGACAAGUCUCUUCUCUCUACCAGCUAUACCAAUAUAUUUAAUCGGAAAACCUUGAUGUUAGCAAUGGACCAGCCCAGAUUUAAAGCUAGAUAAGUUCAUUAUAAUAUAAUACUAGUUAAUGUUGUAAAGAAACAAGAAUCCAACCUACCCUAUAUAUUACAUCAUGUUAUUGUCCCUUAACUCACUCUGUACAUUACACAUGUUAAUUGAUGAAACAUCUUGUUCAUACUUGUGUACAAUUUAAAACCUAUUUUUUUUGUUACAAUUACGGACAAAUCAGUUACUCGGAAGCUAAGAAUGAGUAUGACCCUUUGAUAUUUAUAUCUUGAGCUGUUGAAAUAUUGUCAUUACCAUGUAUAACAAACUGUUACUGAUAUGUGAUAGUUACAUAUAUAUGAAGGCUGUAUUACAUAAAACAUGUUGACGUGACAGUGUAUGCAUGGUGCAUAUAUAUAACAAGAAAUAUAUGUAAUGUCACCAGUUCUCUGUAUAACAUAUCUGUAUGAUGUAUCUUUAAUUAGUGCUAAUUGGAUCAUCUGUCACAACAUGUUUCUUGAAGACAAGUAUAUGAAGUAUGACAGUUCUCCAAUUAGUUGUUUAUGUUUUAGAUUAUUCUACUGUAAGCUGUACAAGUUGCUUUAAACUGGUUCUUUAGCUGCCUUCUAUGUAAUAUAUAAUAAUAACGUGAGCUUUUCUGUUUUUUAGACAAACUAAUAUGUCAGUUUAGACUGUACUGUGAAGCAUUGCUGGUACAAACUUGUUGUAUUCAGAGACUGUAGUGUUGUGCCAUGGUGAUAAAUAUUAUAUAACUUCAUUGUUAUUCACUCACGAUUAAAUCAUUUUGAAAAAAAAAAAAAUUGUUUACCAAUAUGUAUUUCACUAGUUUGAUAUUAUUGGAUGAAUGCAAGAAAUACUACACAAUAUUUGAUAGUUAAUGUCUCUUAAAGAGCAAAGGUUUCUCCAACUGAGAACAAAUAAGUGUGUUCUUUAUUCCUCCAACAAUUGUUUUCAUAACUCUCUGAAUUGGCAUAGGGAUAUUAGAUAUUAGCAUAACUGAGACAUUUUAGUCGAUCAAAAUGAUAAGAUAUUUUUUCAUUUCAACACAUCUUCAGUGUUUAAACUACUAAAAUGUUGAAUGACUGGAUUUUUUCACUGUUGACUCAACAAACACUGACAUCACUGAAACAUUUAUCUUUGUUACAUAGACCUUCUGUCUGCAUAAGCAUUUCCUUAUAAUACUUUCUUGAAUAAUUUCGCAAUCAAAGCGAUAUAAUGAUUAUAAAGCAGGUGAUAUACACCUGUGCUUUGUUUAGCUACAAUUCUUGACAUAUAAAUAUUUUUACAUUGUUAUAAAGAGACUAUUUUAUUUCAACUGACGGCUCUGUCAGUUAUUGAUUGUAAGAUUUAUAUUAUUUCUCUUUAUAUAUAUAUAUUUUUUUCUUUUUGAUUUCACACCAUAAUAUUUAAAUAACAGUGGUUCCAUAACUUAUCCAUUAAAUGGUUAUAUAUUGUUUUUUUUUCUCUUUUUAUAGUGUCACACAAUUUUCUCAGAAACAGUUCUUGUUUUAAAAGAACUACAUUAUGUAUAUUUUAGUUGUUUUCCUUUUGUUAUGUUAGGAAAUGUGUGAUAUUCUUGAUAUAGUUGAAUAUCUCUUCAAGAGUUGUUUCCCUUGCACUGUAUUAAACUGUUGUAUCAUA